Molecule: messenger RNA, 6512 nt
Organism: Hyla sarda
Lineage: Eukaryota; Metazoa; Chordata; Amphibia; Anura; Hylidae
Gene: DAAM1
Product: dishevelled associated activator of morphogenesis 1
Exons: 28
Coding region: 390-3656 (1088 amino acids)
Biological process (GO): actin cytoskeleton organization
Cellular component (GO): stress fiber
Molecular function (GO): small GTPase binding; actin binding
Source: RefSeq, a predicted model, not a curated record
GUAGAUAAGAGCCGCACACAGGGAAGCGCACAGACGCGCUCCGGUUCUAUUGUGGGGGUUGUAGUUCUGAAGCGUUUUGUUUGCGAGCAGACAGCCGCCGGCCAGGACUACGGCUCCCAGAAUCCUGUGCGCGUUAUCAGCUGCCCCUGCGCACAGGCACAGAGAGUGAGUUCCAAUUGUAUCCUAUCACACCAAAGAGGGAUGAUGUCACCUGCGAUCUGCAAGGCUCGGCGGCCGGGGAGGAAAGAGUUCAUAUAGAGCCCGGUGCCCAAUGCUGUACCAAGCAUGGAGUGUGCCAGGCACCCGUGUGAACCUUGUCACUAAGCUGUGAGAAGUGCAGAGGCUUGGUAGGAUUUCUUGGGAAGGGUUGAAUCUUAAGACUUCCAGCCAUGGCUCCAAGAAAGAGGAGUAACCGUGGAAUCUCCUUCAUCUUCUGCUGUUUUCGAAGCAAUGAGCAUCCAGAGAUCACAUACCGGUUACGAAAUGACAGCAAUUUUGCGCUGCAGUCAAUGGAGCCAGCAUUACCAAUCCCUGCAACUGAGGAGCUGGAUGUUAUGUUUGCAGAGUUGGUGGAUGAAUUGGACCUCACAGACAAGCACAGAGAAGCCAUGUUUGCUCUCCCAGCUGAGAAGAAAUGGCAAAUUUAUUGCAGCAAAAAGAAGGACCAAGAAGAAGACAAAAGUGCUACAAGUUGGCCAGAGUUCUACAUUGAUGAACUAAAUUCUAUGGCUGCUAGAAGAACGUUAUUGGCAAUGGAGAAGGAAGAUGAAGACGAAAGGAACAAAACUAUAGAGAGCUUAAAAACUGCGCUGAGGACGAAGCCUAUGAGGUUUGUGACCAGAUUCAUAGAGAUGGAUGGUUUAACGUGCAUACUGAACUUCCUCAAAAGUAUGGACUAUGAAAUAGCAGAGUCCCAAAUACAUACCUCCCUCAUUGGCUGCAUCAAAGCGCUGAUGAACAACUCUCAGGGGCGGGCUCAUGUCUUGGCCCAUUCAGAGAGCAUUAAUGUGAUCGCUCAGAGUUUGGCCACCGAGAACAUAAAGACUAAAGUAGCUGUGCUUGAAAUCAUGGGAGCCGUCUGCUUGGUCCCUGGAGGACACAAGAAAGUACUGGAAGCCAUGUUGCACUACCAGAGAUACGCCAGCGAGAGAACGCGCUUUCAAACUUUAAUAAAUGACUUGGAUCGAAGUACAGGAAGGUAUCGGGAUGAAGUCAGCCUGAAGACUGCGAUCAUGUCCUUUAUUAAUGCGGUGCUUAGCCAAGGAGCCGGUGUGGAAAGUCUAGAUUUCCGACUUCAUCUCAGAUAUGAAUUUCUAAUGUUGGGAAUUCAACCAGUAAUUGAUAAACUUCGGGAACAUGACAAUUCCACACUUGAUAGACACUUAGAUUUUUUUGAAAUGCUGAGAAAUGAAGAUGAACUUGAAUUUGCCAAAAGAUUUGAUCUGGUUCACAUAGACACUAAAAGUGCAACUCAGAUGUUUGAGCUGAUAAGGAAGAGGUUAACGCACUCCGAAUCCUAUCCGUACUUUACUUCUAUACUUCACCAUUGCCUCCAAAUGCCUUAUAAACGAAGUGGCAAUACUAUACAUUACUGGCUUCUUCUGGACCGGAUAGUUCAGCAAAUCGUGAUCCAAAACGAUAAAGGACAAGAUCCUGACAGCUCUCCUCUGGAAAAUUUCAAUGUCAAAAAUGUUGUUAGAAUGCUGGUGAAUGAGAAUGAAGUGAAACAAUGGAAGGAGCAGGCAGAGAAGAUGAGAAAAGAGCACCAUGAGCUACAGCAAAAACUGGAGAAGAAAGAGCGAGAAUGUGAUGCAAAGACUCAGGAGAAAGAAGAGAUGAUGCAGACUCUGAACAAAAUGAAGGAGAAGCUGGAGAAGGAGUCCAGUGAGUGCAAGCAAGUAAAACAGCAGGUGGUGGAACUAACAGCACAAAUCCAGGAGCUGAACAGCCGAGCAGUCUGUGCUCCCAUUCCAGGAGGGCCACCUCCUCCACCAGGUGCCCCAGGUGGUCCAGUACCUUUGCCACCUGGAAAUAUGAUGCCUCCUCCGCCACCACCUCCUCCUCCACCUGGUGGAAUGGCUCCUCCACCACCGCCACCUCCACCCCCAGGAGGUCCACCUGCACCACCAGGUCCUCCACGUUUAGGAUUUAUGUCUUCAGCUCCCGGACCUCUAGGCCAAGCCCUGAAAAAGAAAAAUAUCCCCCAGCCAACCAACCCACUUAAAUCCUUCAACUGGAAUAAACUUUCAGAGAACAAACUGGAAGGAACUGUCUGGGUUGAUAUUGAUGACUGCAAAGUGUUCAAGAUAUUAGAUUUAGAAGACAUUGAACGGACCUUCUCCGCAUACCAAAGACCUCAGGAUUUCUCCAUAAACAACGGCAUCAAGCAGGCACUCUCGAGAAGAGAGACCUUUAGAGCUCUGAAAGAGCCCGAGACCAAUGAGGGUACCCUUGGUUCAAAGAAGGUGAAAGAACUUUCUGUGAUAGAUGGAAGGAGGGCACAGAACUGUAAUAUUCUUCUUUCCAGGCUAAAGUUGUCCAAUGAAGAAAUCAAACGUGCAAUUUUGUCAAUGGAUGAGCAGGAGGAUCUCCCUAAGGACAUGCUGGAACAGCUCCUGAAAUUUGUUCCUGAGAAGAGCGACAUUGACUUGCUGGAGGAGCACAAACACGAGCUGGACCGUAUGGCCAAACCGGACAGGUUCCUCUUCGAAAUGAGCAGGAUUAACCAUUACCAACAGCGGCUGCAGUCUCUGUACUUCAAAAAGAAGUUUGCAGAAAGAGUUGCUGAAGUCAAACCAAAGGUGGAAGCCAUUCGCGCAGCCUCCAAGCAGGUUUUGCAAAGUAAAAGCUUAAAGCAGCUUCUGGAAGUUGUCCUUGCUUUUGGAAACUACAUGAACAAAGGACAGAGGGGAAACGCUUAUGGGUUUAAGAUCUCCAGUUUGAAUAAGAUCGCCGAUACCAAAUCCAGCAUUGACAAGAAUAUUACCCUUUUGCACUAUCUAAUAACUGUGGUAGAAAAGAAGUAUCCUAAAAUUAUAACUCUACACGAGGAGCUGCAGAGCAUCCCUGAGGCUGCAAAAGUGAAUAUGACUGAACUGGACAAAGAAAUCAUCACUCUGAGGAAUGGCCUGAAAGCUGUGGAAAGUGAGCUGGAAUAUCAGAAGUCUCAGCCCCCAGUACCGGGAGACAAGUUUGUGUCUGUGGUCAGUCAGUUUAUUACUGUGGCGGGCUUCAGCUUCUCUGAUGUAGAAGACCUUCUUGCUGAAUCCAAGGAGCUGUUUAUGAAAUCAGCCAAACAUUUCGGAGAGGAAAGCAAGAUGCAGCCGGAUGAGUUCUUUGGGAUGUUUGAUCAGUUCCUCCAGGCCUUCUCAGAAGCCAAACAGGAAAAUGAGAACAUAAGGAAGAGGAAAGAGGAGGAAGAGCGUCGAGCACGUAUAGAGGCCCAGCUCAAGGAACAGAGAGAACGGGAGCGCAAAGCCAAGAAGGCAAAGGAAAACGGAGAAGAGGAGGGAGAGUUCGAUGACCUGGUCUCUGCUCUGAGAUCGGGUGAAGUUUUCGAUAAGGACAUUUCCAAACUGAAGAGGAACCGUAAGCGCAUUACCAGCCAGACGACUGAAAGCAGCCGGGAGAGACCCGUGACCAAGCUGAAUUACUAAAUCCCUUCAGUAACCCCCUAGAGACCAUAACUGGAGCAUUCCCGUACUGUCAUUGACACUGCCUAGAAAUUGGAGGGAGACUCGGAUCUGUACAUAUGUACGUAAUGUAAAGUAAUGUGUGUGCAUAUGUAUCGGCGUACAGCAUUUGUACACAUGCACGCAUACAUGUAUAUAGUUUGUAGUUUGGAUGGUUCCAUGCACAUGUUGAAUAUGUGAUUUAUUACAGUAUUAUGUAUAUCUGUGUACAGAGCACAUGUAUACAUACCCACUGUGUAUAAAUAGUCUUGUUUUUCUUAAUUUUUUAAAAAUUUUUUCCUUUCAAGUGCAAAAGCACAACCCCCAUUCUGCCAGAUUAAGACAAGUGCAUUCCUAAACUAUAGGGUUAUAUUUAUAGAGGACCUGUCUAUUCCCCGACAUGUCUAUUUUAAUAAACCUAUACAUUCCCAUUAAAUAGACGGCGGAGCAGCUUUUCUUAGGAUUCUGCAUUAUGUCGUUCCUCUGUUAUUCCUCCUGGAAAUGUGAGCUUCACUUGGUGUUACAAGUUAGGGGUGUUUUCCUAGACACACCGAUGUUGCCCAAUCAGUGGCAGCCCAUGUAGGGACACUCCUUAUUGACUAGGGAAAUAGUAACACCCAUUUGUCAAUUCAUAUAUUUCCAGGAGGAAUAAGAGAGGAACAGAAGGAAAAAAAAAACAGUGCUAAGAAAAGAUUCUCCAGAAUUGUUAUUUCAUGGGGAAAACAAGUAUUCGGGACUGUAUUGCAAUUGCACAGGAUGCCUGUAUGCAGCGGGGCAGCCAUUGCUCAGAGCCUAAUCUGUUGACCACUAACAUCAUUGAGGUAUCAAAUGACAACACUGUGAAUAUUAAGUCUUUAUUCUCAGUGAUGAUUGGUUGAGGUCUGAUAAGUGUGGAUCCCCCCGCAUGCAGGCGACAAAUAAAAAUCCUAGUAAUAAUUAAAAAAAACUAAAAACUGCAAAUCUAAUCUAUUUAUUGUAUAUUGGGGCGUAUGUGACGACGCACAGGGUUCAAAUAUCAAAGCACAGCAAAGUUCUUUAGAAUUCCUCAUAUGCUGGAUUAUUUUCACCAGGGACUUUGCUGGUCUGUGGCAAAAGGGAAUGGGUGCUGCCACGUAAGUCACGAUCACUUGGUAAAGUGUAUACCUAUAUAUUUGUAUCUAGAUAACAUUAUGUUAGGGUAAAGUCUGCUUCAUUACUAAUGGACCAAUAUACAGAUUACAGAGCGGUUACAUAAAGGUUAGCAAAGGGGGGGGGGCGCGUGGUGUCUUGGUUGCUUUCUGUGGUUGUGAAUAUUAGGGGUACAAUAGAAAGGUCAGGGUUCAUCAAACUUCUACUGUAAAGUAGUAGCCCCCAAUCUGUGGCUUCGUUCUCUAGUGGUUGCAAAACUUUAACCCCCAGCAUGCCAUAAGAGCUAAAGGCUGGGUGUUCAAGAUCAAUGCUGUGAAGGGUUACAAAAAAACUUUAUUCCAGGAUAGGGAAUGGAAAAAAAAAGUGUAAGGCUGGGUUCGCAACGUGUUGUAGAUAGUUGUCACACUGCCAGUCACCACAUUUGACCAGUGGCUGUGUCUGGUAUUGCAGUUUAGCCUCAUUUAAAGGAGUAGUCUAGUGCUGACUAUUCCCUCUCCGUUGUGCCCGGGCUGAAAAAAAAAUGGAAAACAAACUUUCACUCACCUUCCUGCGUCCCCCCCGGAUCGCCGCUUCAGCUGAUCGGUCCUCCAGUCCGGUCUUCAUCCUUCUUCCAUGUGCACGGAUCGUCACACUGCGCUCAGCCUAUCACCAACCGCAGCAAUGUCCCGCCUCGGCCGGUGAUAGGCUGAGCGCUGUGUGCCGAUCCUUGCACAGGAGGAAGGCAGAAGAGGAGGACCGAUCAGCUGUAGCGGCGCUACGGGGGAACACAGGAAGGUGAGUGAAAGUUUGUUUUCUAUAUUAUUUUUUUUGCCCGGGCACAACGGAGUGGGAAUAGUCUGCAGUAGACUACUCCUUCAUAUUCGCUUGAAAAGACAAGCCGUGAGAAAUAUGUUCCCUCCCAGGUCUGUGUCAUGUCCUGGGCAGUGUUUCCCAACCAGGGUGCCUCCAGCUGUUGCAAAACUACAAUUCCCAGCAUUCGGCUGUCCAGGCAUGCUGGGAAUUGUAGUUUUGCAACAGCUGGAGGCACCCUAGUUUUGAGACACUCUGCUAGAGACUGACUCGCAAUGUAAGUCUAUGGGACUGUCUUAGGCGAUUGCCUCUUCCCGCUCAUUCUAGCAAUCGGUUGGUGCCAGGUAUGCUGCUGAGUUGCAAUACCACACACUACCCACGGAGAAGAGUGCCACUGUUUUUUUGGGGAUACCCCCUUUCUCUUGAUCCAUCACUAAACACAAUGCAGGAUCAUACACAGUUGAUAACAUGUAAUGUAGAAGAAUGGCCGCCGUCCUCAUUUCCCUUCUUAUACACCAGACAUAGGUCAACAGCGUGUUACAAUCUAACCAGAUCCAUUAGUCACUGACUAUAAUCCGCACUUAGUAUUUGAUGCCGCCAUGUCUCUUCACAUUUACCCAUCUGACCACGCCGCACACUGCUCAGGUACCACCAACCCCCAUCGUGCGGCACAAAGCUGCACAAAUACAAUCACUUUGCAAUAUCUUAGACUGUUUUAGGCUUUAUUUCAUACAAAGACACAGGUUAUGGGAUUGUGGCAGUGAAGUUGAUUUUUUUAUUUUUUUUCACUGCUUAUACUAUGUUAGAACAUUCUUCCAUUAAAUUUCUGUAUUAAUUGUGUAUACGUAUUAAAGGGGUACUCCACUGGAAAAUAUAUAUUUUUUUAAAUCAACUGGUGCAGAAAGUUAAACAGAUUUGUAAAUU